This is a messenger RNA of Thlaspi arvense, 1651 nucleotides long. NCBI's taxonomy places the organism in Eukaryota, Viridiplantae, Streptophyta, Magnoliopsida, Brassicales, Brassicaceae. The record is from the annotation of a GenBank genome assembly.
AUCAAAACAGAUAAAUUAAGGAAGAGUUUAGACUGCAAAUACUAGACUGAAAGAAAGGACGAGAUGACUUAUUUAAAUUAAGCUGCUAGUGGUCACUCUCUCCAGGCGCCGUUCUCUCUCUUUUCUCUCACCCUCCUUCCCUCUCUCUCUCUCUCUCUUUCUGGGAAUGGUGAGUCAAUUUCACCACUGAGAGCUUCAAAUCCGACUGACCUUGAUUGACCUUACUUAUCUCUUCCCCGAGAAAAAAACACCACUCAGAAUUGAGUAGAAGAAGAAGAGUUAGAAUCUAGAGCCAUGAUGGAAACUGGGGAAUUUCCUGCAUGGCUUGAGGUUUUGUUAAAGGAGAAGUUUUUCAACGCUUGUUUGGAUCAUGAAGAUAUUAAGAAGAACGAGAAGAACAUUUUAUGCAUCGACUGUUGUCUUAGCAUCUGUCCUCACUGUCUCUCUUCACAUUCCUCUCAUCGUCUUCUUCAGAUAAGAAGAUAUGUGUAUAACGACGUUCUGAGGGUAGAGGAUGGUUCGAAGCUAAUGGACUGCUCUUCAAUUCAGCCAUACAAAACGAACAGUUCGAAAGUUGUGUUCAUCAAUGAAAGACCCCAGUCUCGACAGUUUCGUGGUUCCGGCAACUUUUGCACCACCUGUGACCGGAGUCUCCAGUCUCCUUACACCUUCUGCUGUCUCUCCUGCAAGAUUAGUGACGUCAUAAUGAGGGAAAGAGGACUCUAUGGGUUUCUUCGCAACUGCAAAUUUCUUCAUUUAACCGAAGAUGUCACGACGACGCCAAGUUCCACGCUUGAACCCACCGGGUCGACCCGAACAUCUUCCGGGACUGGCGGUAACGAAGGAGGAGGAGACAUGUUCUUGUGUCAGGCGCUCGCUUGCACCGCCACAACUGAAAUCGUCCGGAAGAAAAGAAGUAGCUUGUCGACAUCUUGCCGCAGAGUCACGACGGCGGUUACUCAGACUUACACGGAAGCUCCGGCGAACUUUUUAAACCGGCGGAAGAAUACGCCGCCGCAACGAGCUCCGCUUUAUUAGGCCGUAUGGAUUUGGGAUUUCGGUCGAAGUGGUAAGUAGAUUGAAUACACGUAACAAUAGUCUAAUGUUUUUAAAUUAAGAAAAAAAAAAAGCCGUAGCUAAAUAUCAAAUCGAGUUUUAGUUUUUUUUUUUAGAAAAUGAAAUUGAAAAAUAGAUACCAGAGAAAAGAGAAAGAAGCUCUCUCCUGGUUUUGUCUGGUCUGUGUAGUACCGCGUAACGGGAGAAUUCUAUGUUAUCUAUUUUCAAACAAUUUAAAUAUUUUUAGAAAAAUGAAACAGAAUUUUGUAUAGUCCGUUUUAAUUGCCUCCACCUGUUAUUGGUUUUUUUAUUUUAUUUUAUAAAAUUAUUGUAAUUUUCAUGGAGGUGGUGAUUCUCUAACUUUCAUGAUUGCAAUUUCAGUUCACACUAUUAAGGCGGCCUAGAUUUAUUAUUUUACUGCGGAGAAGUUAAAUUUUCAACUCUCAGGGAUUAAAAUUUAAUCAUUAAAUGCAUUGGGCCGACCAUAUCUUUUUUGGCUUGAGUUAAAUGAUUCGUUUGAAAAGAAACGGAAGUAAAAUGGUGAUGGAUAGUAGUGUCUGCAGAGAAUUUAUGAUUGUCUCUUCUUGGAAAUAUU